Molecule: messenger RNA, 597 nt
Organism: Mesoplodon densirostris (Blainville's beaked whale)
Lineage: Eukaryota; Metazoa; Chordata; Mammalia; Artiodactyla; Ziphiidae
Gene: MS4A10
Product: membrane spanning 4-domains A10
Exons: 6
Coding region: 4-597 (197 amino acids)
Biological process (GO): cell surface receptor signaling pathway
Cellular component (GO): plasma membrane
Source: RefSeq, a predicted model, not a curated record
AGAAUGGCACCAGAAGAGAAGCCCAGGAAGAGGAGCCGCGUUCUCAAGGAGCUGGGGGCCUGCCAUGUUGUCAUCGCUCUGCUGUACUUGUCCCUUGGGGGUUACCUGGUUGCUGCCGUCCAGAGCCUUCACCUGGUGGUGCUGAAGUCUUGGUAUCCAUUCUGGGGAGCUGCCUCUUUCUUCAUUUCAGGGAUCUUGGCGAUAACAAUGGAGACGUUUCAGAAAAAUUAUCUGAAGGUGUGCCUGAUAGCAAACACCGUCAGCUUCUUCUGUGUGCUGGCUGGCCUCUUUGUCAUUGCCAAGGAUCUCUUUCUGGAGAGUCCAUUUGACUUCCCCAUCUGGAAACCGUACCCCAGUGACACUGUCCACAUCCAGAGGCUGGAGUUGGCCCUGCUCUGUCUCACCUGCCUGGAGUUCUUCCUGCCGGGGCUCAUGGCCAUCAUGGCCUAUAGGGAUACCCACCUGUCUGCAGAGAAGGAUGACCUGUCCCUUAUUCCUGACACACCACUGGAGUUCAGGGGGCCGCCGAUGACGCCUCCACCAUCCUAUGAGGAUGUGACUCGAGGCAACGUGCAGGGCGAACAAGAGCAGAGGUAA